Molecule: messenger RNA, 1341 nt
Organism: Striga hermonthica
Lineage: Eukaryota; Viridiplantae; Streptophyta; Magnoliopsida; Lamiales; Orobanchaceae
Source: the annotation of a GenBank genome assembly
UUCCUAUUGUGCGUGAGUAUCUGGAGGUGUUUCCAGACGAGCUACCGGGAGGACCACCAGACAGACAGGUCGAGUUCUCGAUUGACUUGAUUCCGGGAGCGGACCUUGUGUCGAAGGCACCUUACCGUAUGGCUCCGAAGGAGCUACAGGAGCUGAAGACACAGAUUCAGGAGCUGUUGAAGCUCGGUUUUGUGCGACCGAGUGUUUCACCGUGGGGAGCACCGGUCCCUUUUGUGAAGAAUAAGGAUGGGUCGAUGAGGAUGUGCAUCGACUACCGGGAGCUCAACCGACUCACUGUGAAGAACAAGUACCCGUUGCCCAGGAUUGAGGACCUGUUUGAUCAGUUGAGGGGUGCCAGCAUAUUCUCGAAGAUAGAUUUGAGGUCUGGCUACCAUCAGCUAAAGAUUAAGGAGUCCGAUGUUUCUAAGACAGCAUUUCGAACUCGGUAUGGCCAUUACGAGUUUGUGGUCAUGCCCUUCGGAUUGAGCAAUGCCCCAGCCGUUUUCAUGGACCUCAUGAAUCGAGUGUUCCACCCCUACCUUGAUCGGUUUGUCAUUGUCUUUAUUGAUGACAUUCUGAUAUAUUCUCGAGACGAGGAGCAGCACGAGCAGCAUCUGCGUAUAGUUCUAGAGACACUUCGUCGAGAGCGGUUGUAUGCUAAGUUUUCGAAGUGCGAGUUCUGGUUGGACCGAGUUGCCUUUCUCGGACACAUUGUCACUUCUAAGGGGAUAGAGGUUGAUCCGAGCAAGAUUGAGGCGGUGAGUAACUGGGAGGUUUCAAGGAAUGCGAGUGAUAUUCGCAGUUUUUUGGGACUAGCUGGCUAUUACCGUCGCUUUAUAGAGGACUUCUCGAAAAUAGCCCAACCAUUGACCCAGCUGACUAGGAAGUCAACCAGAUUUGUGUGGAGUCCCCAGUGUGAGGCGAGCUUCCAGGAGUCUAAGACGAGGCUCACUACGGCACCUGUAUUGACCAUACCCGACCCGACUUUGGAGUUCACUAUCUACAGCGAUGCUUCGAAGAUGGGCUUGGGUUGUGUGUUAAUGCAGCAGGGGAAGGUUGUGGCUUAUGCUUCGAGGCAGUUGAAGACUCAUGAACGAAACUAUCCUACCCACGACCUAGAGUUAGCGGCUGUGGUUCACGCGUUGAAGAUUUGGAAGCAUUACCUUUACGGAGGGAAGUGCGAGAUUUUCACGGACCACAAGAGUCUGAAGUAUCUCUUCACACAGAAGGAGUUGAAUAUGAGGCAAAGGAGGUGGCUAGAGCUCGUCAAGGACUACGAUUGCACGAUUAGCUACCAUCCUGGGAAAGCUAAUGUGGUCGCAGAUGCCCUUAGUCGGAAGG